UGGUCCUUAGAGUUGGUAUAAACAUGGCCAGAUGGUAUCGGCCUUGCCUGAUGGACUCUAAUCAGGCAAGAUUUUACAGUUGAACGGCGCAGGAUCAAAACAAGGCCAUUAAAAGUUGGACUCUUCCUGGAGUUCAAAGGGACCCUGUUGCUUUCUAUUUAGGAACUCACGAGUCUUGCAGUCAUAAAGCAACAACAUAAAGCAAGCUCCCAACUCUAGUUCUUCGGGCAAUUCAUCCAGGCUGCCCCCUGCAAGCUGCUCGGCCCACCAGAUCUGCACUGGGGAGUGCGUUAAACACGGCUGUGGAAUGAUGGGGUGGAGGACGCCAUAGACACCUGGCCCUAUGACAAGAAAAUUACCAAAGAAAUGGAUGACUUCCUGCAAAAAUUGAGGCAGAAGAUCAAAAUCGGAGUGGUAGGCGGUUCGGACUUUGAGAAAGUGCAGGAGCAACUGGGAAAUGAUGUGGUUGAAAAAUAUGAUUAUGUGUUUCCAGAAAAUGGCUUGGUAGCAUACAAAGAUGGGAAGCUCUUGUGUAAACAGAAUAUUCAAAGUCAUCUGGGUGAGGCCUUAAUCCAAGAUUUAAUCAACUACUGUCUGAGCUACAUUGCGAAAAUUAAACUCCCGAAGAAGAGGGGUACUUUCAUUGAAUUCCGGAAUGGGAUGUUAAACGUGUCGCCAAUUGGAAGAAGCUGCAGCCAAGAAGAACGCAUUGAGUUCUAUGAACUCGAUAAAAAGGAAAAUAUAAGACAAAAGUUUGUAGCUGAUCUACGGAAAGAGUUUGCAGGAAAAGGCCUCACGUUUUCCAUAGGAGGCCAGAUCAGCUUUGAUGUCUUUCCUGAUGGAUGGGACAAGAGGUAUUGCCUGCGACAUGUGGAAAAUGACGGUUAUAAGACCAUUUAUUUCUUUGGAGACAAAACCAUGCCAGGUGGCAAUGACCAUGAGAUCUUCACAGACCCCAGGACCGUGGGCUACUCCGUGACAGCGCCUGAGGACACACGCAGGAUCUGUGAAGAGCUCUUCUCCUAACGCGGGAGCAGGAGGGUGGGGUCCUGGCUGAGAAGCCAGCAUGGGGCAUUUGGUGGCCAGAGCCGAGGGUCCUCCCACACGUGCUCACCCACCCGCAGCCCAGCCAGGCUCUGCAUCCUUUGCCAGGCACAUGCAGUCUGGACCUCCACCCCUGGCGUGCCUUGCCUCCAUCUCCAGUGCCAGAAGCUUCCAGAAGGAAGGAGAAAACUAUUGUCAAGAAUGGUUCAGAGGAAUACCUCCCACAAAAGGUCUUCCCCACCCACCCUCAGCCCCCAAUCUAAUACCCUGAUACGUGCAAUCAUGUGGUUUUGGCGGAAAUUUCCCCAUAAUUCUAGGAUGAUACAGAAAGGAAAAAUGUGCCUGGACCCUCCCUCUUGGUGGGUCUGUGGAAUCGUAAGUGGUUUUUUAAUGGACCCCUGCAUCAGCACCAACAGUGGGGGUUUGGUAAUGAGAAACAAUGACAGGCCAUCUGCAGUGACCCACCCCAGGACAAAAUUGACAAACACCUGGAACGAAGCUCCCACCUGCAUGUCACCUUGAUGGGGACUGUGAGCAGGGCAGUGUUAUGCCCAGUGACUAGACGCACCUUGCGUUUUCCCGUGUGAGGCUGAGGCCUGCUGGACAGAUGGCUGGCCGAGUGGGAGCAGACCCUAGGGAGUUUGCACCUCAGCUGGGCCGGAGAGUUGAUGCUGGCAAAACAGUCACCCGGGUCCAGAGAAACCAAUGUGGGAUGUCAGACUUCAUCAAAACGACCUUCUGGUUGGCCCUGGCUGGCUUCCCAGAGGCGUUGGCCUCUAGUUUCUCAGGGAUCAAGCAAGAGCCUGGCCAGGGAACAGGAAGAGGAGCUGCUCUCCUAUCUGCGCCCACCCAGGCCCUCACCCAGAUUUUACAACUGAGGGGGCCGAGUGCAGCUGCAGCCAGGUCCGCGUCCCUCACUCUUUCUACCUUCUGCACCUUCUUUGUGAAACUGGAAGGAUCCCAGGCCUCAGCCAGAACACGGUAGAAGAGAACUUUCCUAGGAAAACGGUUCAUGUGUCACUUUUCAGGAUGUGGAAACGCUGGGACCCAUAGACCCUCCAUUGCUUGGUGCUGGGGCUGUGUGGCCUCACUGGGCACUGAAUCUGAGGCCAGGGGGGCUCAGACUGCCCUGCAUUCCUGCCUCCCAGCCCACAGCCAGGCGCUUUCAUCACAGCUCAACCUGGUUCCCUCCAAACCUCCCAGCCACUCGGCCUUGCAGCUCUCUUGAGCUCCGGAUCCGGUGGGGUGAAAGCAGCCAGCUCCUCAUCUCGGUGACUUGCAGGACACGGCCAUCCAGUGGCAUCUUUCCUUGUUGAAUGUUGCAAAUGAUACGGUAAUGACCUUCCAAAAUGGUUAGUACAUUAAAGUGAUUUUAUUUCCUAUUUCU
Molecule: messenger RNA, 2431 nt
Organism: Cercocebus atys (sooty mangabey)
Lineage: Eukaryota; Metazoa; Chordata; Mammalia; Primates; Cercopithecidae
Gene: PMM2
Product: phosphomannomutase 2
Exons: 8
Coding region: 367-1026 (219 amino acids)
Biological process (GO): mannose metabolic process; protein N-linked glycosylation; GDP-mannose biosynthetic process
Cellular component (GO): cytosol
Molecular function (GO): phosphomannomutase activity
Source: RefSeq, a predicted model, not a curated record